Messenger RNA from Maudiozyma saulgeensis, 873 nucleotides. Lineage: Eukaryota; Fungi; Ascomycota; Saccharomycetes; Saccharomycetales; Saccharomycetaceae. The record is from the annotation of a GenBank genome assembly.
AUGGGGAACGUAGUUCUAUAUUACUGUAGGGUUGUCCUAGCCGUUAUCGUUUUAUUGGUAUCUGCUCUUUACGGUACUAUUGCAUCUAUUGUUUGCACAAUAAUCGGGAAGCAACAUCUAUCUCAAUAUACUACCGCUAGAUUUUAUUAUAAUGCGAUGAAAUAUAUCAUGGGCAUUGAUGUUAAAGUUAUCGGAGAGGAGAAAUUGGAAAAUAAACCAUUUAUUGCAGUAUCUAACCACCAAUCUACUCUAGAUAUUUUAAUGCUAGGUAGAAUGUUCCCACCUGGUUGUACUGUUACUGCUAAGACCUCUUUGAAAUAUAUUCCUUUCUUAGGUUGGUUUAUGGCAUUAAGUGGUACCUAUUUCUUAAAUAGAUCAAACAGACAACAGAGCGUUGAUACUUUGAAUGACGGUUUAAGGACUAUUAAGGAAAAGAAAAGAGCUUUAUGGAUCUUUCCAGAAGGCACUAGAUCUUACUCUACUGAUUUAAAGAUCUUACCAUUUAAGAAAGGUGCUUUCCAUUUAGCUCAACAAGGUAAGAUUCCAAUCGUACCUGUUGUUGUUUCAAAUACUAGUACCCUUAUGAACUCCAAAUAUCACGUCUUCAAUAGAGGUGUAAUCACCGUUAAGGUAAUGGAUCCUAUUAGUACUGAAGAUUUGCAAAAGGAAGAUAUUGGUAAGUUCAGUGAAGAUCUAAGAGAUAAGAUGUUCGAAGAAUUGAAGGAAAUUGGUUACUCUAAAGCUAUCAAUGAAACUAGUGUUCCACCUGAAUCUGUUCUUUAUACCAAACAAAAGGAUAUUGAACGUUUAUCUUCUAGAGGUGAAGAUUCCGCUGUAUCAUCUGCCACUAACUUGUUGAGUCAGGCUGAUUGA